UGACAGACACGGAAGUGUUGACCAUAGACGCCUAAACAGAAAAGAUCAGCUGAAGUUCAAACUGUUUCUCAAAGUGUACAUUAGGCCCCGUUUAUCUAAUAGUGUAUUGAUUAUAAUUAAAUAGAGCUGUGAACAGUGGGGUUGAUCAGCAAUGAGUGGAAACAAAACCUGCAGCCAGUGAGGGCCUGAUGAGCUGCUCUAUUCAGGCCUCCCCUGUGUCAUGCCUGUGCCAACGAUGUCAGAGCCUGCACUCGACCACGAGCGGCGCUUCCAGGCUGCCGUGGAUGUCAUCCACAACCUCCCUAAAAAUGGUAGCUACCGGCCAUCAUAUGAGGUAAUGCUGCGUUUCUACAGUCUGUACAAGCAGGCUGUGUGUGGACCAUGUAAAGUACCUCGCCCGGGCUUCUGGGACCCUGUUGGGCGAUACAAAUGGGACGCAUGGAACAAACUGGGUGAGAUGAAGAGAGAAAGUGCCAUGGCGGCUUAUGUGGACGAGAUGAAAAACGUGGCUCAGGAGGUCAUUGACACAAUGCCCAUGGAUGAGAAGACAGCUUCUCUUUUCCACCACUUUGAGCCUCUCUACCACGUGAUCCAUGACAUGCCCAGGCCCCCAGAGUCUCUGCUUGUGUUACGAGAAGAUCUGAUGGAAAAAAAAGACAGAACCAAAGACGAGUCUGAAACUGUGCCUCUUAUUGACAGUGUGUGCCAUGAAGGACCACUCUUACCAGUGUUCUUGUAUGGUGCAGACUCGGGUCUGUCCGAGCCCCUGGUCCUGACGAGUGACUCUGAGAAUGAGAUUUUCUGUGACUCAGUGGACUCAGUGGAGCAGCUGAACACAAAGGUCUUAAAUGGCUUCUGUGAGAGCCACCCACAAAGCUCAGUGGAGAAGAGAACAGACGGUCGACAGGCAGGGGCCGGUCAGGGAGGAGAGGGCGCCCACGACAAAAGGGGACCAAUGAGGAGCCGGGACAGUGGACGAGACGCUUCUCACUGGAGGCAACGUGGACUGGCAGAGGGUGGUAUGAGGCGUCCAGGUGUCGAUGGAAACAGGGGCGCGGGUGGAGCAGGCAGAGGGGGUGGAGGGGGUGAUGGAGGGGACCAAAGAGGGUCCUUGGGCGUCCAUGAGGCUCAACUCCAGCAGCAGAUCGUACUGGCCCUGCACAGGCUCCGAGAAGAUAUGAGGAGCGUGGGGCAGCGUCUAGAGAUGCUGGAGCGGCUGGCAGCAUCAAAUGCACUGAGUUCAGAAGAGCCUCCAUGUUGGCACUGUCCAGGUUGUACAUGUGAGGAGAAAUGGUGGCCUUUCGAUGUGUCCUUCCCAACGCUACUGGUUUUCCUGGUGUGGCCCUUUGUCGCUCAGGGACUCCUGUCCCUGCUCAGAAAAGGAAAUCACCGAAGAGGAAUCUCUUCAUGAAACAAUUAUAUUGUCAUGAAUCUGAAAGAACUGGUCCAUUUAAACAGUCUGAGUUUGUUCACCAACAUAGGAAAUUAAUGAUUGAAGAGAAUAGUAGCUUUUGGACAUUUAUACCACUGACUUUUGAAGUUUAAAAAAGGAUCAUCGCAAUAAGCUGACUAUGGCUGGCAGUUCUGUAAAUAUCUCUAUCUAUAUGAUUUGUGUUAAUGGGCACAGCUCAUGCUAAGAGUACUCAUGACAUUUCAAUACAGUGCCCUGGUGUAAGGCUAUAGUGUGGGUGAUUUUGAAAUAUACGACACUGCUGAUUAAAAAUUAAGUUAAGCUGA
This is a messenger RNA of Boleophthalmus pectinirostris (great blue-spotted mudskipper), 1737 nucleotides long. It is a transcript of the gene acbd4, whose product is annotated as acyl-CoA binding domain containing 4. The record is from RefSeq and is a predicted model, not a curated record. The transcript has 11 exons. The coding region runs from base 221 to 1411 and encodes 396 amino acids. Gene Ontology annotation, biological process: fatty acid metabolic process. Gene Ontology annotation, molecular function: fatty-acyl-CoA binding. Lineage: Eukaryota; Metazoa; Chordata; Actinopteri; Gobiiformes; Gobiidae.